UCUGUCAAUAAUACUACUCAUUUUCCCCACAGCCCCCAAUUCCCAUUCCGGAACCAACUUCUGAUUUUUAUUCUCUAGAUUUUCUCUCUCUCUAAAAUUAUCUCCAUCUCUUUUUGCCCUAAAUUUCCUCCAUCCUCGAUCAUCUCCUCAAGAAAUGGCUAAUGCAGCGUCGGGGAUUGCUGUGCACGAUGAUUGCAAACAAAGGUUUUUGGAAUUGAAGGCCAAAAGGACUUUCCGUUUUGUUGUCUACAAAAUUGAAGAGAAGGAUAAGCAAAAGCAAAUUAUUGUGGAGAAACUUGGUGAGCCAGCUGAAAGCUACGAAGAUUUCACUUCCAACCUUCCUGCCGAUGAGUGCCGAUAUGCUAUCUAUGAUUUUGAUUUCGUGACUGCAGAAAAUUGCCAAAAGAGCAAGAUUUUCUUCAUCCAUUGGUCUCCUGAUACCGCAAGGGUGAGGACCAAGAUGAUUUACGCGAGUUCAAAGGAGAGGUUCAAGAGAGAGCUUGACGGAAUUCAGGUAGAGUUGCAAGCAACUGAUCCUACUGAGAUGGAUCUUGAUGUCAUUAGAAGCCGAGCUGUUUAAUAAUAUGAUGAUUUCUGAACCCUGUGCAUUGGAGUUUUGCCCUCCAAUGCAGUUGCUUUUACUUAAAAUGAAAUGUCUAUAUUCUAUGGGACGGUUGAUUUGGCUUAGAUAUGAUGUGUUGGCUUGUUUACCAUAGAAUCAUAUCUCAAUAUAGGACCGACUAUUUCUCUGUUAUUUGUUAUUUGUGACAAGUACCUUAUCUCUUGUAGUCUGAUCUACAAGCUAAUAUGUAACAGUUUGUGCGGGUAAAUGACACCCUUGGUUUGUUCUUCCUCUUCACUUUCUGAAUUUGGAGAUGUUUGACAUCUUUUAUAUCUCAAUCUGUUUCGGUUAUUACA
Papaver somniferum (opium poppy) is the source of this 918-nucleotide messenger RNA. Its product is annotated as actin-depolymerizing factor 4-like. Gene Ontology annotation, biological process: actin filament depolymerization. The record is from RefSeq and is a predicted model, not a curated record. NCBI's taxonomy places the organism in Eukaryota, Viridiplantae, Streptophyta, Magnoliopsida, Ranunculales, Papaveraceae. Gene Ontology annotation, molecular function: actin filament binding. The transcript has 3 exons. Bases 155 to 580 code for a protein of 141 amino acids. Gene Ontology annotation, cellular component: cytoplasm; actin cytoskeleton.